AUGGUUGAGAUAAAUAAUGAAAAAGAUAAUAACAAUAAUAGUGAGGAUACAGAUAUAGAUACAAUAAUUGAAGAGUUAGAAAAUAAAACAUAUUUAGAAAUUAAAAAAGUUGCAAAAUCAAAAUUUGGUGUUAAUGCAGGUGGUAAAAAAUCUGAAAUAUUAAAAAGAAUAAAAAAUUCAAUUAAUUCAAAAUCAAAUCAAUUAAAAACCAUUUCAUCAACAAUAACAACAACAACAAAAACAACACUAAAUAAUAAACCAAUGGAUAAUAAUGAAAAAUUAUUUUGGAAAGUUUUUAAAAAUAAAUUUUUAAUUACAAAAAUUAUGAAUCAUACAAAUUCAGGUCCACAUAGAUUAACGUAUGAUGAUGUACAUAAUGCAAUUCAUUUGAUUGAAUGUAAUGAAAUUGAAUUAUUAAAAGAAAAAGUUAAUAGAAAUCAAUAUUUAACAGGUUACAAUAGGUUUGGAAAUUUCUCAUUUUUUCAAUCAAUUAAAAAUGAUAAACAAUUUUAUACAAAUUUAAUUAAUAAUUAUCUAAAUAUAUCAACAAUUAUAAUUGAUAUAGAAUUUAUAUUAAAAAUUAUAAUUCAAAAUGAUUGUAUUGGUGCUUUAAAAUCAUUAUUUGAAGAAUUUAAUAUUAUUAAAGAACUUGUAAAAAUUGAAUUAAUUGAUUUAAUUAAAUUAUCAAUUGAAUCAUGUAGUUAUAAAUCAUUUAAAUAUUUAAUAAUUAAUAAAACAAUAACAACAAAUAUUUUACCAAAUGAACAAUUUUGGAAAUUAAUAUUAAAUAGUAAAAAUAAUUCAUCAUCAUCAUUUCUUUUUAAAUUUAUAAAUUAUAUUAAUUUUAAUGAUAAUGAUAAUUUAAAAUUAUUUUAUAAAUGUAAAUUUGAAAAAAAAGAAUUAAAAAGAGUUUUUGAAAAAUGCCCAAUUGAUGAAUUAAAACUUAGAAUUAAAGAUUUAAAAAAUUCAUGUAUUUCAAUUAUUUAUUUAAAUUUAAACGAAUCAAAUAAUAUUAUAUUUAAAAAUGUAAAUGAAAUUAAUGAAUUAUAUAAAUCAUUAUUUUUAUUAAAAUCAGAUAGAAAUCAAAUAUUAUUAGAUUUUAUUUAUGAUCAAUAUUCAAAUAAUAAUAAAGAUAAUGAAAAAUUUAAUUUCAUUUUAAAAUUAUUGAAAAUGUAUUUUGAAAAUUGUAAUUCAAAUCAUGAUGAAUUCUAUUCAAUGUUAUUAAAUAAUAAUAGACAUUAUUCAUAUAAAAGUAAUGAACCUAGAAGAAAUCAAUUAUUUAAGAAUUCAAUUAAGUUUGGAAAUUUUCAAUUAUUUAAAGUAAUGUUUAAAUUAAUAAAUUGUUUAUUUGAUUUUUAUGAACCCGUUUCAAAUGAUGGAUUUAAACCAAUGUUAUUUCAAUUUGAAAAUAAUUUAAAAAAUAAAAUCGAAUUUAUUAAACAAGUUUGCCAAUUGGUUAAAAAUAAUUCAAAUUAUUUAAAUUUUAUAUUUAAUCAAGUUUUAUUGUAUGAUGAUUUAGAAUUAAUAGAAUUAGCAUAUAACCAAUUAGAUAAGCCAAUGUUAAAAAUUGAAUUUAUAAAUCAAGAUAAUUAUAGAGCAAGUACUAAUAGUAAUAAAAAAGAAUGUGAAGCUGAAUUUUAUUUUAUUAGGUCAGAAGGAGUGUUGGAAUUUAUUUUUAAAAAUUGUUUAAAAAAUUGUAAUAAAAUAUUACCAAUUACCAAUUUCAUUUAUAAUGGUAGAUUGGAUUUAGUUGAAAAGUAUAAAUCAUUAUUAUCAUCAUCAUCACCAUCAUCAUCAUCACAAGAAAUAUCAAAUAUUGAACCAUCAUUUAAAUUAGAUCCACCAAUUUGUUAUUCUCAUAGACUUUAUUCAAUUACUAUUGCAAUGAAAGCAAUGAUUGGUUUUAUAAAUUCACCAUCACUUUCAAAUGGUUGUGGUGAUAGUGAUGGUGAUGGUGUAAUUUUUAAAAAUGAACAUUUCUUUGGUUUAAAUAAUUUAAAAUCAAUUUCUGAUUUUAUUUAUUUAAUUAAUCAUAAAUUUACAAAUCAAAAAGGACCAUUCUAUUUUAGUUUUUAUGGUCACCCACCACUAAAAUUUUAUAUUAAAAUUUUAAUUGCAAGAUGGAUUUAUUAUAAUAAACCAAAUCAUUUUGAAAGAUUUGGAUUUAAUAUUUUAGAUUUAUUAAUUAAAAAAAAUAAAAUUUAA
Messenger RNA from Dictyostelium discoideum AX4, 2205 nucleotides. RefSeq lists its product as hypothetical. The coding region runs from base 1 to 2205 and encodes 734 amino acids. The transcript has a single exon. Lineage: Eukaryota; Evosea; Eumycetozoa; Dictyosteliales; Dictyosteliaceae. The record is from RefSeq and is a predicted model, not a curated record.